Molecule: messenger RNA, 270 nt
Organism: Linum trigynum
Lineage: Eukaryota; Viridiplantae; Streptophyta; Magnoliopsida; Malpighiales; Linaceae
Source: the annotation of a GenBank genome assembly
AUGCAAUUAGCGAUGAGGGAUCGGAGGUCCGAGCUAGUGGAAGAGUCCACGAAGAUGAUGUGCAAGGCCCGAACUCAAGACGACGAUGAGAUCAGAGGUCGACAGCCGAUGACGGACCAAACUCCCUCGUUGAUUUUCCUUUGCCUCCGCAAUAAGUCCCUCAGGUCUAAAGCUAGGGUUCGCCACAGAGGAGCGAGAGUAGAGGGAGGAGGCGGGGGAAUCCUCGCCGGACGGCGGGAAGUCAAAGGGUUGGUGUUGUAUGGGUUUUAA